Messenger RNA from Acomys russatus (golden spiny mouse), 2028 nucleotides. It is a transcript of the gene Rfxap, whose product is annotated as regulatory factor X associated protein. Gene Ontology annotation, cellular component: nucleus. The transcript is spliced from 3 exons. Gene Ontology annotation, biological process: regulation of transcription by RNA polymerase II. Bases 204 to 818 code for a protein of 204 amino acids. Lineage: Eukaryota; Metazoa; Chordata; Mammalia; Rodentia; Muridae. The record is from RefSeq and is a predicted model, not a curated record.
CAGGCGUAGUGCGGUGCCGGCGGCUCCGGCUCCUAAGCUAAAGGCGGGCAGCUUGUGAGGAACGGUUGUGCUCCUCAGGUGCUGACGGGCCGCGGCGGCGGACCCGGGCCUCCGACGGCAGCACGGAGGCGCAGGCUGUGUCCGAGGGCUCGGGGCCGGGCGCCGCUAGCCCCGGGACGGCCCCUCCGGUGACGGUGCUGGUGAUGAGGCAGGACAAGGCCGCGGCGGACGGCGCUCUGAGGCCGGGCCCCGCGGCGUGCGAGCCGGCGGCGGACCCCGAGGAUGAAACCGGGGACGACGAUGCCGACCUGCUGGACACGUCGGACCCCGCGGGCGGCGGCGAGAGUGCGGCCAGCCCCGAGGAGCUGGAGGACGAAGGUGCCGAGGGCGGCAGCGGGGAGCGCGGCCCGGACGCCAAGACCUGCACCUACGAGGGCUGCCGCGAGACCACCAGCCAGGUGGCCAAGCAGCGCAAGCCCUGGAUGUGCAAGAAGCACCGCAACAAGAUGUACAAGGACAAGUACAAGAAGAAGAAGAGUGACCAGGCCCUGAGCUCGGGCGGCGCCCCGGCGGCCAGCGCAAGCAACGUCAAACUGGAGGAAAGCACAGACAACAUACUCUCCAUUGUCAAACAACGAACAGGAUCUUUUGGGGAUCGCCCUGCAAGGCCUACUCUUUUAGAGCAAGUGUUAAAUCAGAAAAGACUGUCAUUGCUAAGAAGUCCAGAAGUUGUCCAGUUUUUACAGAAGCAGCAGCAGCUACUGAAUCAACAAGUUUUGGAGCAAAGACAGCAGCAGUUUCCAGGAGGACCAGUGUGAGGACUUACAGACUGCUGCACUUUACUUUACUGUGAUGGGUGGACAUGUCUUAUACUAAAGGCGAUGUCCUGAUAAUCAGGCAUGCUGGUGCACACCUGGUGGAAUCCCUGCACAUGGAAGACCGAGCCAAGAGGAUCCCAAGUUCAACGCCAACCUGCCCUACAUAGCAAGUUCCUUUCUCAAAAAUGAGACAGAGAAAAUCUGGUAGAGAAAAAACUUUCCCAUAAAUAUGCGUGUGCAUCUAAGGAUAAAUAAGUAUUGCAUUUUUGCAUUUAAUCCUUUCAAAUUACUAUGAGUUUGAAAAAAUACCACCUUUACAAUUUUUACUGUUUUUCUUCAGUCGUGCUUACUUAAGCUAAUGAGGCAGUUACUUUCUGUGGAAGUCAUAAAGUUAGUAGUAAUCUCAAAUCAUCUAGCACCAUCAUUCUCAUCAGGACACAUCUGGAAAGGAAUGGUGUGUUUUGGGUUGUCAUAGUGACUUUGAACAUAGCUAGACUGUGGUGAGGGGCCAAGAAUCUUAACGUUCUGUGGUAUUCCACCAGCUGAAUGUCACCCUGCCAUUAAUGUGCCUCAGCUGUGCUGAUAACCUGAGGUUAACACAAAGUCAGGUCCUUGUAGUAAUUUUUCUUUAUAGUUAAGCUGGAGCUGUGAAAGCUAAGCAUGUUUAUACCUGUGAAGAAAGUGGUCACUGAUCUCUUCAUGUCAACUAGAGAGAUGCAUUAAAGAUGGUGCCCCAUUGUCACUGUCACCUUUAAAUCAGGUCAUCUCCCCAGCUGAAUUUGUGAAUAGUUUGCAUAUAUUCAGCCCACUGAGGUCUUUCUUAAUGUUCUUCAUAAAGGAGAUCCUGAAGAUAGAGUGACACUCAGCAUUUUGUCAGAGUGUUUCAAAAUGGAACACUUAUUCCUAGGUACUGUUAAAAGGGUAAUGGAUUUAUCUGGGUACUCUUUUGUACUUUCUCCUAGGAAAACUUUAGAAAGGCAAAAAUACUAUAAGAUGCUGAAUCCCACGUCAGGAGAGUAUAUCCAGGAGUAACUUAAUAAAUUGUCAUGGCAACCUCUGCAGAAACGUGUCGGUGGGUUGAUUCCUAAGCCAUGAAAUGUAUAUGAUGUUAGAAGUACUCACAGGGCUGUGAUGCAGUUUAGCCUUAGAGCACCUGCGUAGCAUGUGCAAGGUCCUCAGCUCACUUCCCAGCCUCACCACCAUGACAAAA